AUGUCGAGUUUGUUGCCACUCGCAUCUUCAUCAACGCCGUCUCCAGGAUCUAAGUACCCUCCAGACGUAGAGAGCAGUUCGUACAAUGGAUCGUCAAAUUCGAUUCCAUUUGAGCCGACCAUCCCACGCACCGUUACUACCAGCACCGACAUCAACAGAACCAGUUGUCCUAACGAUGAGAUGACCUGCUGGUUGGACUUGAAGUUCCACGAACUGGACUCCAACUUCUCACAGAACAUAAUAUCGUUCAGUGAGAAGUUUGAAGGGUUGCCUGAAAAAUGCAGGACUGAUCGCUGCGAUGAAGUUGUGACUCUUGAUAAUGGACCUCAUUAUUGGCCCAGAACACCAAUCGGCUAG
Messenger RNA from Helobdella robusta, 357 nucleotides. RefSeq lists its product as hypothetical. Bases 1 to 357 code for a protein of 118 amino acids. The transcript has 2 exons. Lineage: Eukaryota; Metazoa; Annelida; Clitellata; Rhynchobdellida; Glossiphoniidae. The record is from RefSeq and is a predicted model, not a curated record.